AUGAAGUACUUGUGUGGGGACUUAAAGAGAAAUCCCUCAGACAGAUUUGAAACUCCAAACUCCUACCGUGUCUUGAAAAUGAUAGUCGGAUAAACGAAGGGAAAGGGGGACCACUUAGCCCCCCGUCAUCAGGCUUUUAGUAGCGGCGGUGGCGGCAGACAGUUCGGUUUGUAAAAACAGAAGAGCGACAAUUCUCUACUUAAUGUUAAACAGGAAACCGAAAGCAAUCUGUAGCCCUGUGGUGAGUUCGAAGGAACCUGCUCUUUAUCAGGGCUGGAAAAAGCCAGCAGACGGUUCAUCUAUUUGCUUAAGAUGAUAAUGUCUUCCUGAAAACCUGAGCCCAAACCUGACCUCUGGAAUGAAGCAGGGUCUGCAGCAUCAGGUUUCAAGGCAACCUGUCCACUCCAGGACCAAUGGCCACUUAGAAGCAAACUGUAGAGCUCUCCAAGAGUGGCGCGGUCACUCAUCCAACAUGAGCCUUCACGUAAAUGGGUCCAGUCAUGCCUGCCAGUAAGAAGCCGGAGAGCUCAGGAAUCAGUGUGUCCAGUGGACUGAGUCCCUGUUACCGGGGCAGCGGAUUCUCCAAGGCCCUCCAGGAAGAUGAUGACCUGGACUUCCCUCUGCCUGACAUAAGAUUAGAGGAGGGGACCAUGGAAGAUGAAGAGCUGACCAAUCUGAACUGGCUGCAUGAGAGCAAGAACUUGCUGAAGAGCUUUGGGGAGUCGGUCCUCAGGAGUGUCAGCCCCGUCCAGGACCUGGAUGAUGACACUCCCCCCUCCCCCGCCCACUCGGACAUGCCCUAUGAUGCCAGGCAGAACCCCAACUGCAAGCCCCCUUACUCCUUUAGCUGCCUCAUAUUUAUGGCCAUCGAGGACUCUCCGACCAAGCGCCUGCCAGUGAAGGAUAUCUACAACUGGAUCUUGGAACAUUUCCCGUAUUUUGCGAACGCACCUACUGGGUGGAAAAACUCAGUGAGACAUAAUUUGUCGUUGAAUAAGUGUUUCAAGAAAGUGGACAAAGAGAGGAGUCAGAGUAUUGGGAAAGGGUCAUUGUGGUGCAUAGACCCAGAGUAUAGACAAAACCUAAUUCAGGCUUUGAAAAAGACACCCUACCACCCACCUCCCACCCCUCAGGCUUAUCAAAGCACAUCAGGUCCACCCAUCUGGCCAGGCAGUACCUUCUUCAAGAGAAACGGAGCCCUUCUGCAAGAUCCUGACAUUGAUGCUGCCAGUGCCAUGAUGCUUUUGAAUUCUCCCCCUGAGAUACAAGCAGGUUUCUCUCCGGGAGUGAUACAAAACGGAGCGAGGGUUCUGAGCCGAGGGCUGUUUCCUGGCGUCCGCCCACUGCCGAUCACUCCCAUUGGGAUGACUGCGGCCAUAAGGAAUAGCAUCACCAGUUGCCGGAUGCGGACUGAGAGUGAGCCGCCGUGUGGCUCCCCGGUGGUCAGUGGCGAUCCCAAGGAGGAUCACAACUACAGUAGUGCCAAGUCCUCCAAUGCUCGAAGCACCUCUCCCGCCAGCGACUCCAUCUCCUCUUCCUCUUCCUCGGCUGACGACCACUAUGAGUUUGCCACCAAGGGGAGCCAGGAGGGCAGUGAGGGAAGCUUCCAGAGCCACGAGAGCCACAGCGAGACAGAGGAGGAUGACAGGAAGCCCAGCCAGAAGGAGGCCAAGGAUGCCCUGGGGGACAGCGGGUACGCAUCCCAGCACAAGAAGCGGCAGCACUUCGCCAAGGCCAGGAAGGUCCCCAGCGACACACUGCCCCUCAAAAAGAGACGCACAGAAAAACCCCCCGAGAGUGACGAUGAGGAGAUGAAAGAGGCCGCCGGCUCCCUCCUGCACUUGGCUGGGAUCCGGUCCUGUUUGAACAACAUCACCAAUCGGACGGCCAAGGGGCAAAAAGAACAAAAGGAAACCACAAAAAAUUGAAACAAGUCUCUGAUUUGUUUUGAACUUAUGGCCAUUUGGUUUCAGCAGGUCAGGAGAUUUCUAAUGAUUUGUGGCAAUAUCAGCAAUUUUUUCUUUUUUUUUUUUUUCCUUUUGUUGGUUUGGUUUUCUUUCUUUUCUUUUUCUUUUUAAUUUGCCCCCCACUCCUUUGUUUUUGGACCCUUAAGAAUUUUAUGUUUAAAGGAGAUUGAAGCCAUAGAACUCAUGUUGACACUCAGCCGUUUUACAAAAGCUUUUCUUUAUCUGAAGACAAAAACCGAAAGAAAAAAAAAAGCCAAAAUUAACCAUUGCUUCCUGCAGCCUGUCAGACACCUGUGACUGAACCCACAGGGAUGUCAGCAUUAAUGUCACAGGAAUACUCCUGCGCCACCCAGGAGGCACGCAUGCAGAAUCAUCACGCUCAGGCCAACCCUUAGGUUUAAAAAGUCAAUUUUGUUUGGAGUGAAACUGGGGAGCAAUCGCAGAGACUGAGGAGCCCCGUGUCCCCCUCGGAACAGCAUCCUCUAAGGGUAACACUGUGCUCUGGCCCUGGCAUACCAAUGUGCCAGAAAUGCCAAUGGCAUUGCCAGAUAGCAAGCCCAAGGCUGCCAGUCUUCGGUACUUCUUAAGCUUGAACCUGGUACCGUCUCACAAGUUGACUACCAGACUGUUCAGUACAUCCGGCCUCAGUGUCUAAUGGGGAGAGACAGGGAAAAUUCUUAGAGCCAUUGCUAGCCACUGAAUUCUGCUCUCUGUUCAAUUAAGAAGACUUCCAAAAGCCAUAAGCCUGAAGGUUGGCCCUGUGUGCGCCUGCGCAUACACACACACAUAUAUGCACACACACACACGCACACACGAGACUUAAAGCUGAUGCAGAAAACAGGCUAUAUCCUUUUAACUGCCCAAGUGAAAGCAAUCAUGCCCAAAACAUGACAGCAGCUGUUAAGGAAAAAUGGUACAGAUUCUUUCCCAUUCAAACAAUCUGAUCCAAGUUUGGGGGUGGGGGGGUGCUACAAAAACUGCCGUUCAUAUUGUGAUGUCUUUUUAAGAGGUUAAAGGCGCACUGAUGGACAUGAAAAGCAAAAACAUGGUAAUCAAUACAACUCCUAUACAGCCCUCAAAAAGGGUUUGCAAUUAAUGCCAGAACUCAUUCUUUGCAAAAAUAAAAAAAUAAAAUCAGUGGUUUUCACAUUCAGCCAGUGUAGCCAGCAGAAAUUUCUGAUCCACGAUGCAUGGAUUCCUUUGAAGAAAAAACAAAAGAAAAGAAAAUUUAAAAAAAAAAUCACAAAAAUAAACUUUUUUUUAUUCAAAAAUAACAAAGUUCUUGUAAGGUAAAUAAUGUAUUUAGCAUGAAGCAUGAAUUAUUUUCAUAUAAAUAUAGAAAAUAGAGAGAAGGCUAUGCCUCUAAUUUUUAAGCCCUUAGGCUUAGAGGUUCUUUUGUUCUUUUUUUCCUUUCUUUUUUUUUUCUUUUCCUUUUUUUCUCCUUUUUCUUUUUGUUGUUGUUGUUAUUUUGUUUUGGUUUUUUGAAGCAGGUGUUUAAGGUUUAACCUUCUUCAGGGACAAAACUCUGACUGUUGGGGAACUUACUCUGCAAUAUAAAUUAUCUCCGUACUCUGGUAGGGCUUGGUUGGUUGAGCUCUAUACUGCCUUGUCCGCACUCAGCCCCGACCCCUCUGAUUCUCUACUGAAGAGUGUGUCCUUCCCUUUGUCUGUAUGUGUUUAACAUGACGCAAUAAUUCGAGGGCAAACUUAGUAGUGUGUAUGAUAGAGUCAAGAGAAUUAUGGGACGCUUACUUGAGAAAAAUCAUGACCGUGAUUUGGUUCUAGGAAAAAGGCAGUGAAUAAUUAUGCAAAUUCGCCAGAAGAAGGGGAAACAUGCUAAUGGGCCUUAUUGGGUGAGGGUAAGAGAUAGGGUGCAUGGGUAGGAGGAAGUAAGUGAUUAUGGGCUUGGAUGGGCCAGCCCUGCGUGUUUUGCUGCGACUGUGAGGUUUCGCAGUGAGAAGGGGGCUGGCUGUCGCUGCCUCUUCAGCUGUAGUCGCCCUGGGACUAAGACCACCAAGAUAGUGAGAGCUGAAUGACAACCAGACCAUGUCACACAAGCCAGAAACUCCAGUUACCUUUGCCAAAAAAAGGAAACCUGUUUUUCCUUGAGGUCUAAAGAGAAAUCCCUAAAACAAUAUGGCCUUCCACCCAAACGGAGGGAACUUGAAAAACACUACCAUGGCUCAGGGUCAGAUGUUUGGGAGAGGGAGAAAACUGAGGUAACCUUGGACUUUUGAAACAGGACAGGAGUGGGCCUUUAAAGUUAUGUCCGCCUGUCAGAACCAGGUACCUUGGCAACCGCAUCCGCCUGGAAGGAAGGAGGUUCUCUGCUGCCUCCCCCUACCUAACCUGAAGGCAGCUCCAGAGAGAACAGGAGUUGGGGGCUCCCACUUGGGGGCGGGCGAGAUUUACUCAGACCUGUCCCUGAACAUGACCCCUCAAGGGGGUUCCAGAUUAGAUGAGAGCACAGGUGUGUUUUCCCAGUGCCCUGAUCUCUCUCCCCCACAAACCUCUGACACCCUACAAGCCAUCCGUGGCUCUGGAACCUGAGUCACGCUUUGAUUUCUGUUGUUACCUAACCAAGUCCAAAAGACCAUCCUCCCCACCCCCAAAAGCGGUGAGACUCAGACCUCUACUGAAGGCGAAGGUAAGCGCUCGGCACUGUUUCUGGCAGGGGACUUCUUCCGAUGAAAACCCCACGUGGGCUGUCUCCCCUCGUUUCACUUUUCCGAAGGGGCAGAGGCCUCUUUCAGAGAUAACAAGAUGCAGUGUGUGUGUGAUUUACUUUUCUGAUCUCCCAGAGAUCUAGAAAACUAUCUUAUACAAGUGCGUUCUGAACCCCAGAACCACUCUUUUUGCAUAAAUACCUCAUCGGGCAGCUUUCUAAGUGUUAUUUUCCUGAGCCUCCCUUGGCGCCUUUGUUGGAAUUUUCUGGAAGACUUGUUGGGGAAACUUUAGUAAGGGUACUUUUUCUAUUUUCCUUCUGUUUUGGGAGGCAUACACAUUAUGCAUAACCAAAACAAUGGCUCAAUUGUGUUUAACUCUGUAUUUUGACUGUUGAGGCGAAAACAAAGUUAUCAAUGUGUAUGUGGACGUUUGUAGCGAAGUCUGCCGACUGAGGCUGUCCGUGUCCUUAACAAGCCAAGGGGCAGGAGGCACCCUCUCUUUCCCCUCCCCCAAGAGCAGUAGAGAAUUUAAGCACAAGCUUAUUUGUGAAAGAAUAUUUUGCUUAAGUGUAAUUCACUUUAGUCUUGGACUUUCUUCCCAAACGUCAGGUGUUCUUUUAGCUUUCACACUAGCCUGUGUAUCCAUUAGUCUGACAGAUCGCCUGAGCAUCGUUCAAGGGGUGUGGUGUUCUUUCUUUGUGGUUCAUGUGUCAUUCCAGGGUCUCAUGUACUCACAUGGGGCAGGGGGGAGGGGGAAACGGGGAACUAUAGCAAUAUUUACAGAUGCUUUGGAAACAACAGUGACCACAUCAGCACCAUGGCAUUACAACCACUGGCUGUUGGCCCUCGGACACAUUUAAGAGGAGAGACAGUGGCUUUCUUUCCUUAGGUGAAAUACGCACCAACCUUUUAUCCUCUCUUGGUUGUCUUUCUUCUUUCUCUAGGACUUUGUGGAAAGGGUUUGCAUCGUAGAUUUUCUUUCUGGUUUAUCACAAGCGCCCACUUCCCUCCCCCUCUCCAGUCAGGAUAUUUCUCAAGAGUUCUUUUUGGUAAGGCUGGCUCUCUGAAACUAAAGCUGAACCAAACCCACAUGUGUAAGGAAACUGUGGUCAGGACACCUGAAGCAGGUCUCUCUCUUUGCCUGGGUCUUCAAGGAAGAAUGGGUUGACACCCUUUCCUAAGAAUGGGUUUUUCCUGUAGAGUCAUUCAGCAUGUCUAGCGCUUUCUGUUCAUAGCAGUUCCUAUCACGGAACAUUCUAGAAGGAGUAUUGCAUUCAUUGGUGCCCAGGCAAGAGAGAAUGGCUUUGGUGCCCAGCCUAAGAAUUUAACACAGCAGGCCCAUGCUCAGCACCCCAAGUCACCAAUUUGGGUUUCAGUGGUGCCACUCUGGGACCUCUAGCCUCUUGGGGAGGAGUGGGGGUGGCUAUGACAUGAUGCCAGAGUUAGGGACAAAUGACCCACAUGGGACGUUUUCCCAUAUAUAGGGUUAGACUAAAUUCAGGGUGAUUCCUCUUCCCCUCUCAAACCUUAUUCACGUUGGGACUCAUUUCUUUCUGGUGGAUCACAGCUGCCCAGAUGUUGCAACUGAUUUCUUUGUUUCUAUGAAGAAAUCCUUUUCUUUCGUCUUGAGAAGGUUUUUUAUUUUUAGUAUUAUUUUUUGCCACCAAAAGAAAACAUUGGAGCAUAUGUCCCCUCUUGAUUGUGACUUGCCAGUGUUGACAGUUCAGUCCUUCGUGUUGUAGGUCCCAGCCCACCAGUACUAUAUCAAACACUGUUAGGCACAUGAUGCAGCACUGUGAUCUAAUUUAAAUAAUACUUUUUUAUUAUUUAUACUACUAUAUAUAAUAUACAUCAACACUUUUGCUAUAUAACCUACGUGAUAAACCCUUUUUAGUUACCUGUCAGACUAGACUUUGGUUUCUAUUGCAGUUAACAGUUACAGAAUUGUAAUGGUGUCUUCUUUUAUUUUUAUUUUUUCCUUUGUAAUGGAAUGUGUAAAUCAAAGUAUAUACAUUGUGUGGUGUUCCUGUUUCUUGGGAUGUCAUGAGGAGUUACACACGGCAUUCAGUGUUCUGUAUAGACCUGCCCACCUUUGUGAAUUCAUCUGUUAACCCUUCUUCGUUUGAGAGCGCGCCAGCCAUGGUGGCUAACUCCCAGCGUCCUCUCCCCUGCUGGCUGUUCUUGAAUUAAGCACAGACUUGUCCACUCGGUUGCUUUAUCAUGAAUAAUGGGUGUGACUUGGUCACUCUUCCACCCUUCAGCAAACAAGUGCUAGCUUCACUGACCAAAAAAAAAAAAUUAAGGAAGGAAAACACCAUUUUAAAAGCGAUCACCUUUUCAUGGCCGAAAUGGAUAUGUCUAUGGUGCUGCCCCGUGCUGUGGAGCUUCUGGAGUCAGACCGCUGAGGAAUGCUCAUUUCUGAUUUGCUGUGGGAUGCUCACAAAUACCCUUCCUGUCUUGUUAGUAUUGAAAUCAAGACUCUUUAUUUGAGAUCUCUACAGCAGUGUUUCUCCGCUGUGUCUCAUUUGCAAAAGCGGAGAACAUGCCUUCUCCACCCUUUUGCAAAUAAUCAGUGCUCCAUAUUGGAUUCUCAGAAGACUUCGAUAUGGUGAUCCUGUCAAACCUAGAAAUUGUUUUCUAUCUUGGCAUACCUGAUUCCCCCCCAUUUCCCCUGUUUUAGAGGAAACAGCACACUUUCUGUUUUGGAUGCAUUCAUCAUUUCUUGAGUGUGUGUGUUGAAGCCAUCCAAGGCCACAGCUGGCUCAGCCAGUCCCCCACUACCUGCACUGUCACGGUGAACGUGGGGAUGGAGAAAGCAUCGGUGUGUGUCUGAGAAAUGGCUACAUGGACAUUUUCUUAAUACUCUGAUUCUGUAGCAUUUCUGAGUUUUGUUUUAAUUUUACAGAAAACAAAACCACAGUGACAAAACAGCGAGAAGACCUAGAGGGUUGUGGCCGAAUCUUGGGGUCACCCCACCUUUCCAGGCCAACAGAUCUACAAGGCCAAAUUAAUUUAUAAGAGUAAUAAUUUCUUCAGAAGCCAAUUUCUUUUUUCUGUAUUUCUGUAUGAAACUGCCAAUAUCAUGAACAGAAGGGGAGAAUCUUAAAGGAGAAGGAAAAUGAUGUCCGUUGGGUGGUGCUUGCCUUUGCCUAAAGCAGCGGUGUAGAGAUGGCACCAUCAGCCGAGCUCGGGGGACUUGGUGUUGCUUGGGAGGGAUCCAUACAGCAUUUUGCGUUCUUCAUGUGUAAUCAUAUUGCCAAAGACAAACUACUUCAUCAUUUAUUGUAAAUAACACUUCCCCAGACCUACCAUAAAGUUUCUGUGAUGUAUUGUCUUCCAGUUGCAAUAAAAAUUACUGAGUUGCAUCAAUUGAA
Molecule: messenger RNA, 8007 nt
Organism: Alexandromys fortis (reed vole)
Lineage: Eukaryota; Metazoa; Chordata; Mammalia; Rodentia; Cricetidae
Gene: Foxn3
Product: forkhead box N3
Exons: 7
Coding region: 489-1928 (479 amino acids)
Biological process (GO): regulation of DNA-templated transcription
Cellular component (GO): nucleus
Molecular function (GO): cis-regulatory region sequence-specific DNA binding; DNA-binding transcription factor activity
Source: RefSeq, a predicted model, not a curated record